AUCAGAUGUUUUUGACAGACGAAUAACAUCGCAAUAGAAACUAAGUUUAUUUUCGAGAUUAGAUCAAAUCAAUCUAUUUAUUUUUAUAUUUUUUUUCUUUUCUAAAUCAAAACUCCGGCAGUUAACUUGGGCAAAAAUUGCGCAUGGAAGUUUUUUAUAUCACCCAUUCAAUGCUUGAACGGCAUGCAUCUAAAUUUUUAACCGAUGCACGAAUUUUGGCACAAUGCAGACGUUUAUACUGCACCAAAAGGACACAUUACGAUGUGUUAAACUUGAAGCGAGACUGCACAAAAGAAGAAAUUCGGCAAUCGUUUGCAGAACUCUCAAAAAAGCACCAUCCAGACACAAGUAAAGUAGGUAAUGCCAAUCAAAACUCGCGCAAAUUCCAAGAAAUAAUGGAAGCAUACAAAGUUUUGAAUAAAAAGUCAUCAAGGGAAGCAUACGAUGCUGAAAUAUCCAUAUCACAGUACCCAAACCAUCCGUAUCAUCAUCCGUAUCAUAAUCCGUAUUACGCAACGUACAACAGACGAGAACAACGAUUUUAUGAGGGAGAUUUUGCCAGUUACCAACAACACAUGCAUAAUAUGCGGCAAGCCGGAUAUUAUCGGAAUUUCGGAGGAAGCGACAACUUCUGGACACCAUCAUUCAAUAAAAGACGAGUGUAUGGCUUUCUCGUAUCUUUUGUUCUAAUGAACUUUUUCACCGUUUACAUCGUCUAUUCAUUAUCUACGAAAAAUCGUAUAAUUAGAGACUUUGCAGAUGAAAGAAGAAGAAUCGCAUAUGAGGCGCAUCGUCGUGGGAUUCAUGGUCCUCGUUUUGUCAAGGUCAUGCCAGAAAUUGAAGAAGAAGAUCCAUUGUUGACUAUUGUUAGUAAUAGAAAAUAAUUAUUCUCAAACUGCCUCAUCCUAGUAAGGAUCGUUCAACAGCUGAACUGCUGUGGAUAUUUGUUGGACGUGUUUCGAUGUGCAGUUAAAUGUAGAACUUGAAAAAAGUUGUACGAAAGAAACUCCACGUCCAACGAAUAUUUUCAGCAGUUCAAUCGAUCAUUGUUCAAUUUAUUAGAUUUAGCGUUUGUUUUUCUAAAAUAAUAGUUAUAUAAGAUAUACCUUUGGAUAAACUGAUGAUUUUGCGAUUCGUCUGUCCACCACCACCAGAAUAAAAGAAUGUAUGAUAAUA
Messenger RNA from Sitodiplosis mosellana (orange wheat blossom midge), 1176 nucleotides. Its product is annotated as dnaJ homolog subfamily B member 9-like. The transcript is spliced from 5 exons. Bases 144 to 884 code for a protein of 246 amino acids. Lineage: Eukaryota; Metazoa; Arthropoda; Insecta; Diptera; Cecidomyiidae. The record is from RefSeq and is a predicted model, not a curated record.